UCCUUGGCCGCCUUGUCUAAGGACAAUUGUAAGGGAGGGAGGAGUCCUCACGAGGAAACACCAAUUUUUGUUAAAAAGAAGAUAUGAUUGGAGGACAAAGUCAUUGGAGUCAGCAGGAUACAGAGGCUUUAUCAUUAUCUGCUGAAAGCGUGAAAGAUGCUGCCAAAGCUGGUCUUGCUGCUGCAGGAUUGAAGGCGAAGCUUUUCGCUGAUCAUGAAGAACGUGAAAUUCAACGGUUAUCUGCUAAUAUUGUAAAUCAUCAGGACCUUUCAUCGGGGAAGACGAUGGGCAGUGCUAAGGAAUGUGAAGGACUGUACUACUUCGACGAAGCUUAUUUGAAGAGAUUAGAGCUUAAGCUAAAGCAGUUUGCAGAAAUCGAGACCUUAUUGAUGAGAGAAUGCGAACAGAUGGAAAGAAACCGGCAGAGAUUGGCUACAGAACGAGGCCUCAUGAUGUCAGCACAGUUUGGAUCUGCUGGAGGAUCUCGAGCAAUGGGCCCACCCGGCGUUGGUUCAGCCAUUGUAAAUAAUAGCUCGGGAAAUAGGCAGCACGUUAUUUUAGGCUCACAACCACCUUCUGUUUCUGGAUAUGGCCAUAACCAACCUGGCCAUCCCCAUAUGUCCCUUAUGCAACAAGGGAUGUAUGAUCUUGGGCCCCGACUGCCACUUACAGCUAUACACCCAUCCUCUUCUACCCCGAGUACACUGUUUAACUCUGGAAAUUCCCUGCCUUCUCUCAGUCAUCCGAUGCUUAGACCUUUACCCUGGACUAAAACUGGGUUAGGUUAAAAUGGAAGCAAGUGGGUCAUCGGGAUACUCUGGGAUUAAUUCGUCUAUUCUCUUGCUUUUUGCAUUAAAAAGAGAUAAAGAGGACUAUUUAAAAUGGAUUGGAGUUGUUGACGCUGGGCUUUAUGAGCUUGGAAGCAAGGCUUAGGUCCGACCCAAAGUGAGAUUGGUUAAUCCAAUUGGUUGCCGGUGCAGCCAUGUUUUUUGUUAUAAACUUGAAUUUCUACAUCCAAGUUCACCGUAAUCCAUCCCUAAUCAGAUUUAGGAAUUUGUCAAGUAGGAUCUAUGAAUCUUCCGUACUCUUGAGCCGUACAGAUAAUGGAGAUUUUACAGAAAACAGUAUUGUGAAAUGGAUUUUGUUGAAAUCUUUACUCGAUAUGGAGAAUUGAGACAGUUUGAAUCAAUGAGAAAGCUAACAAUUUGUUUCCAUCCUGUGUUUUUUCUGGUUGACAUGACCUGAUUAUUGAAUUUCUAUAAAGAUGCAGCACCCAUUUUCAAGUUUAGC
Olea europaea var. sylvestris is the source of this 1290-nucleotide messenger RNA. RefSeq names its product SWI/SNF complex subunit SWI3C-like. The transcript is spliced from 4 exons. The record is from RefSeq and is a predicted model, not a curated record. The coding region runs from base 84 to 788 and encodes 234 amino acids. Lineage: Eukaryota; Viridiplantae; Streptophyta; Magnoliopsida; Lamiales; Oleaceae.